CCCACCCUUCCUGUGAGGUGCUGACCGCCAGCCUGGUGCAUGAGAGUGAUGAACUGUGGUGAACAUCAGAGAGGCUGAAUAGUGAAUAGACUUGGCAUUUUGGAAGCCUGCAAACCUUGCAGUUGUUCAGAUGCUUUACUAGUGAUGCCCCCAAGGAAAAAGAGAAGACCUGCCUCUGGAGAUGACUUAUCUGUCAAGAAGAGUAAACAUAAUAGCAUGUAUAGAAAAUACAAUUCAAUUAGAAUUAAGACUGAAGAAGAAACCUUCUCAAGUAAGCGGUGCUUAGAAUGGUUCUAUGAAAAUACAGGUUCUAAGGAUGUUGUGGGUUCUGAAGGAAUGGAGAAAUUUUGUGAAGACAUUAGUGUAGAACCUGAAAACGUAGUUAUGCUUGUCCUAGCUUGGAAAUUGGAUGCACAAAAUGGGUUAUUUUGCUCUACAAAAAUAGUUAACAGGAAUGACUUCUUUACAGUGUGAUACAACAGAAAAACUCAGAAAUUCUUUGGACUGCUUGAGGUCAUUAUUAAAUGAUUCUACAAACUUUAAGUUUAUUUAUAGAUAUGCAUUUGACUUCGCACGGGAAAAGGACCAGCACAGCCUAGACAUAAACACUGCCAAGUGUAUGUUGGGACUGUCAUUAGGAAAAAUCUGGCCCCUUUUCCCAGUGUUUCACCAAUUCUUAGAGCAAUCAAAAUAUGAAGUGAUUAACAAAGACCAGCGGUGCAAUGUACUUGAAUUCAGCAGAACGAUUAAUCUUGACCUCAGCAACUACAGUGAAGAUGGAGCAUGGCCAGUCCUGUUGGAUGAGUUCAUGAAGUGGUAUAAGACAAACAGAUGUCCGAGGACUAUAUGUAUAGCAGUGCGAGAGUCACUGUUGCCACAGUUAUGUCACCCGUCGGCCAUAAAUUGCUGUUUGUAUCAAAGGACAGGCUGCUUUCCUUGCACUGCCUCCCCUUUGCAGGGAUGUUUUGGUGUUUGA
This is a messenger RNA of Fukomys damarensis (Damara mole-rat), 976 nucleotides long. Its product is annotated as DCN1-like protein 4. The transcript has a single exon. Gene Ontology annotation, cellular component: ubiquitin ligase complex. NCBI's taxonomy places the organism in Eukaryota, Metazoa, Chordata, Mammalia, Rodentia, Bathyergidae. Gene Ontology annotation, biological process: protein neddylation; positive regulation of ubiquitin-protein transferase activity. The record is from RefSeq and is a predicted model, not a curated record. The coding region runs from base 455 to 976 and encodes 173 amino acids. Gene Ontology annotation, molecular function: ubiquitin conjugating enzyme binding; ubiquitin-like protein binding; cullin family protein binding.